Drosophila willistoni is the source of this 261-nucleotide messenger RNA. Its product is annotated as vasotab. Gene Ontology annotation, molecular function: protein binding. The record is from RefSeq and is a predicted model, not a curated record. The coding region runs from base 1 to 261 and encodes 86 amino acids. Lineage: Eukaryota; Metazoa; Arthropoda; Insecta; Diptera; Drosophilidae. The transcript has 2 exons.
AUGAAGUCACUCGGCACUUUACCUCUCCUCGUAGUUAUUAUCUUAGUGUGUAUUCUCAAUGUGAGCAGUCAGGGGUGCAAUCGGGUUUGCACCGAGGAUAUAAACUAUGUUUGUGGCACAACUAAUCGCAAUGGAAGAAUCAUUUACUGCACCUUUACUAACCAAUGCAAAUUGGAUAUCUAUGCUUGCAGAAAGAGAGAAACAUGGCGUUCGUCUCCUAGACGUUGUCGUCGGGAUUCCAGUGCAAACGAUUGCAACUAA